Drosophila subpulchrella is the source of this 2245-nucleotide messenger RNA. RefSeq names its product heat shock protein 68 (gene Hsp68). The coding region runs from base 191 to 2104 and encodes 637 amino acids. The record is from RefSeq and is a predicted model, not a curated record. Gene Ontology annotation, biological process: cellular response to unfolded protein; protein refolding. Gene Ontology annotation, cellular component: cytoplasm. Lineage: Eukaryota; Metazoa; Arthropoda; Insecta; Diptera; Drosophilidae. The transcript has a single exon. Gene Ontology annotation, molecular function: misfolded protein binding; ATP hydrolysis activity; heat shock protein binding.
ACAUUUGAAAUCAAGCAACCAAAGUGAAAGCACAUAAAACAAGCAAAGAAAAUAAGAAAACUGUCAGUUGAAAAAAAGUGAACAGAAAACUAACUAAAAAUUAAAUAAGUAAAAGUAAACACCUUUCAUAAGAAAGUGCAAUCAAAUAAUCUACGGAGAUCCAUUACAAAAGCGACAAAAACAAACAAAAAUGCCAGCCAUUGGAAUCGAUCUGGGCACCACGUACUCCUGCGUGGGUGUCUUCCAGCAUGGAAAGGUUGAGAUCAUCGCCAACGACCAGGGCAACCGCACCACGCCAUCGUACGUGGCCUUCACGGACUCUGAGCGACUGAUUGGAGACGCCGCCAAGAACCAGGUGGCCAUGAAUCCCAGGAACUCGGUCUUCGAUGCCAAGCGUCUGAUUGGACGUCGCUUUGACGACCCCAAGAUCCAGGAGGACAUGAAGCACUGGCCCUUCCGUGUGGUUAGCGACAACGGCAAGCCCAAGAUGAGCGUGGAGUUCAAGGGCGAGGAGAAGCGCUUCGCCCCGGAGGAGAUCAGCUCGAUGGUGCUCACCAAGAUGAAGGAGACUGCGGAGGCGUAUCUGGGCACAACGGUCAAGGAUGCGGUCAUCACAGUGCCCGCCUACUUCAACGACUCCCAGCGCCAGGCAACCAAGGAUGCCGGCGCCAUCGCUGGCCUCAAUGUGCUCCGCAUCAUCAACGAGCCCACUGCGGCGGCACUGGCCUACGGACUGGAUAAGAAUCUUAAGGGAGAGCGCAAUGUGCUCAUCUUCGAUCUGGGCGGUGGAACUUUUGACGUCUCUAUUCUCACCAUAGACGAGGGUUCCCUUUUCGAGGUGCGCUCCACUGCCGGAGACACCCAUCUCGGAGGCGAGGACUUCGACAACAGGCUGGUUAACCACUUGGCCGAGGAGUUCAAGCGCAAGUACAAGAAGGAUCUGCGCUCCAAUCCACGAGCACUUCGUCGCCUUCGCACAGCCGCCGAGCGGGCCAAGCGAACCCUCUCCUCCAGCACAGAGGCUUCGCUGGAGAUCGACGCCCUAUUCGAGGGCCACGACUUCUAUUCCAAGGUGAGCCGGGCCAGAUUCGAAGAGCUGUGCGGUGACCUGUUCCGCAACACGCUGCAGCCGGUGGAGAAGGCACUCAACGACGCCAAGAUGGACAAGGGCCAAAUCCACGACAUUGUCCUGGUGGGAGGCUCAACGCGCAUUCCCAAGGUUCAGAGCCUGCUGCAGAGUUUCUUUGGCGGCAAGACCCUUAACUUGUCCAUCAAUCCGGACGAGGCGGUUGCCUAUGGAGCCGCCAUCCAGGCGGCCAUCCUGUCGGGCGACGAGAGCAGUCAGAUUAAGGACGUCCUCCUGGUGGAUGUGGCCCCACUCUCGUUGGGCAUUGAGACCGCCGGCGGGGUGAUGACCAAGCUGAUUGAGCGCAACAGCCGCAUCCCAUGCAAGCAGUCCAAGACCUUCACCACCUACGCGGACAACCAGCCGGCGGUGACCAUCCAGGUGUUCGAGGGCGAACGUGCUCUAACCAAGGACAACAACGUGCUGGGCACCUUCAACCUGACGGGCAUUCCGCCCGCUCCCAGGGGAGUGCCCAAGAUCGAUGUCACCUUUGACCUCGAUGCUAAUGGUAUCCUGAAUGUGACCGCCAAGGAGCAGGGCACUGGAAAUGCCAAGAACAUCACCAUCAAGAACGACAAGGGACGUCUCUCCCAAGCGGAUAUCGAUCGCAUGCUCAGCGAGGCGGAGAAGUACGCCGAAGAGGAUGAGCGUCAUCGCCAGCGGAUCGCCGCCCGCAACCAACUGGAGAGCUAUGUGUUCAGUGUGAAGGAGGCUGCCGAGCAGGGUGGCGAUCGCAUCAGUGCGUCGGACAAGAGCAGUGUCCUGGAGCGCUGCAGCGAGACGGUGAAGUGGCUGGACGGCAACACCACCGCCGAGAAGGAGGAGUACGAGCACAAGCUGCAGGAGCUGACCCAGUUCUGCAGCCCCAUCAUGACCAAGAUGCACCAGCAGGCAGGCGGAGAUGGGCGCCAGCAGGCUCCCAAUUGUGGACAGCAGGCGGGCGGCUACAAGGGGCCCACCGUCGAGGAGGUGGACUAAGUCACUUAGUAGUCCCACUUAGAUGUUCCACUAAUGUAGAUCUCAUAACCAAAUAUCCUCCUGAACGAAUACUAAGAUAUAUUUAACUAGAAUAUGCUACUGAGUAGUAUUUAAUAAAUAUUUACGACUUGCCAAAACUUA